AUGAUCAAAUCUCUCAUAGCGCCUGCGUUGUUUUGUUUUAGAGGCAGAAAGAUUUCUCCUUCGAUUGGUACCAUCUAAGAAUUUUGUUUGAUUUUAGUGCCUGUGUUAAAAUUACCAAUCCUUCAGUGAAAGUUGAAAUCUUUUCAGAUAAAGGAUUGAACUUUUCAAAUCUGAAAAUCUGGGGUUUGUUCCUCAGGUGUUGGAGUGAGAGUUGAAGCUGGGUUUUGCAUCAGGGGUAUGUCAGCUUCAGCCCGUUCUUCAAAGCCUGUGAUGGGUCAAAGUGAAGUCCGAGAAGCUAAAUUGCUUGAUGCAAUUAAUGAUAGGUAUGGCGGUGUCAUCGUGGAAAUGAAAGUGCCUAUGGAAUCUGCAGUUUUUGUGUCCCUUCUCAGAGCUUCAAUUAAUCAGUGGCGGCUGCAGGGGAAAAAGGGUGUUUGGAUCAAACUGCCAAUUGAACAUGUCAACCUGGUGGAAGUUGCUGUUAAGGAAGGAUUUUGGUAUCAUCAUGCUGAGGCAAAGUACUUAAUGCUUGCAUAUUGGAUUCCUGAAAGUCCUAACACUCUUCCAGCAAAUGCAUCACACCGAGUUGGGGUUGGGGCAGUCGUCAUAAAUGAAAAGAGAGAGGUUUUAGUGGUUCAAGAGAACAGUGGAAUUCUUCAUGGUACAGGCUUGUGGAAGUUCCCUACAGGAGUUGUCAACGAGGGUGAAGAUAUCUGUGCUGCUGCAGUUAGAGAAGUCAAAGAAGAAACAGCAAUUGAUACCAAAUUUGUUGAAGUCCUAGCAUUCAGACAAAGCCACAAAUCAUUCUUUGAGAAGUCAGAUUUAUUCUUUGUGUGCCAGUUGGAACCCCUUUCCUCUGACAUUCAGAAGCAGGAUUCCGAGAUAGAGGCAGCACAGUGGAUGCCAUUAGAAGAAUAUGCAGCAAAUCCCCUUGUCAGAAAACAUGAACUUCUGAGGUACAUUGUUGACAUAUGCUACGCAAAGAUGGAGAAGGACUACUCUGGGUUCUCUCCUUUGCCAGUCGCAUCAGCACCCUCUGAUAAGAAGAGCUUCUUUUACUUAAACCACCGUGACCUCAACAAGGCCCUCUAAAAAGAUUUCAAUGAUUAAGAGCUUGAGUAUUCAUAUUAGAAAUCUUAAGUUCAAAUCAUGGGAUGGGUAAAGGGAGGUUUGGGGAGGAAAGAGCUGUCUUUUGUUGUGUAACUUAUUAUUAGAUGUGUUAGAAAGAGAUCUGGCCUCAACAGGUAUUAAUGUCUGGAUAUGGCCCUUAGAAGUCAAAACAAAACACUGAAGGUUUCAGAUUCUUUUUUCAUUUUUUCUAAAUUUAUUAUUUAAACUAAUAUGGAUUGGGUUGGAGUAUGUCUAAAAUAACAUGGAUUUAAAGAUUGGCUGAGUGGUCAUUAUAGAAAAUAGCUAGUGCAGCCAAUUUCAACAUAUUAUGCUCUUCUCUAUACAUCAACGUUAAAUAAAUAUUUGCUUCCUUC
This is a messenger RNA of Rubroshorea leprosula, 1481 nucleotides long. NCBI's taxonomy places the organism in Eukaryota, Viridiplantae, Streptophyta, Magnoliopsida, Malvales, Dipterocarpaceae. The record is from the annotation of a GenBank genome assembly.